Molecule: messenger RNA, 555 nt
Organism: Rangifer tarandus platyrhynchus (Svalbard reindeer)
Lineage: Eukaryota; Metazoa; Chordata; Mammalia; Artiodactyla; Cervidae
Source: the annotation of a GenBank genome assembly
AUGCUGAGUGGCUCAGGCCAGUUUCCCAAAGACCAAGGGAAAGAGCACCCCCACUCAGCCGCAAACUUGAAGGUGCUUAAGGGUCCCCCCCCCGACCCCGAGAAGAGAUCAGCCCCCGGGAGCAGACUCCAGCCACAAGAGGCCAGUCCCAAGCCCACCCCUUCAUGCAGGGCCUCAGGGUCAACGCCUGACGAGCUGUCUCUUCAGCUUAAGGGCUGGAUGCCGGAUGCUGGGUCAGCAGCUUUGUACCCAGAUUCGCUUAGUAUCAUGGUUCUGAAGACUUCACAGCGGAACAGGGCUGCCGAGGUCACGGGCUUGCCGCACAUUUCAGGUGUACCGCUGUGCCCCAUCCCACGUCACCGAGUUGGUGAGCCGGGCUGGGGCUCAUGGUGCGCAGACCCUGUGUCACUGCUCCACUCCGUCGUCGUCAUCCCCGUGGCCUCCAGCCAGCAAUCCGGCCUCUGCUCGCGGGAGCAAGGGGAUGGAGGCAGCUUCCCCUGUGCGGUACCUGGUCGUCACUUUAUCUCAUCAGCUUGUUCUUUAUCUCACGGCUAG